AUGUCAGGCAUGUUUCGGUAUGCUGCAGCGGCGCCACGACAGGCGGUCUGGGCGACCGCUCGAAGCCUGCCAGCCCCUCCUUGGUCUCAACAGACAUUCUCUACAUCUUCAAAAUCAUCGUCCCGACCUGCAAACCGUAGCUUCCCUGCCAUCUUCAUGCGUGGCGGCACAUCCAAUGGCCUCGUCAUACGCAGGAGCGACCUCCCUCCCGAGGAAGAAUGGCACACCGUUUUACCUGCUGCCAUGGGUUCGCCAGACCCUUACGGCAGGCAAUUGGACGGCAUGGGCUCUGGCAUAUCGUCUACUUCCAAGAUCAUCAUCCUCUCGCCACCAUCACGCCCUGGCGUUGAUGUCGACUAUACCUUCGUACAGGUCGGCAUCAAAGACGGAAAGCUCGACAUGGCGGGCAACUGUGGUAAUCUCUCGUCUGUCGUUGGGCCCAUGAGUCUUGAUGAAGGUCUCGUCAAAACCCCACAGCUCACUACUGUCGACGGCCACACUGUAGCAUCCGUCCGCAUAUUCAACACCAACACCUCCAAGACGAUCGUCUCGCAAUUUCGCGUCGAAGGUAGUCCACCCCGUUUCGUCCCGCAUGGUGAUUACAUCAUGGACGGGGUGCCUGGUCCCAGCAGCAAAAUCACACUCAAAUUCAUCGACCCUGCUGGUGCCAAAACAGGCAAGGCUCUGCCGACGGGCAACCCCGUGGACAUUCUUCGCCUCGAUGACGGAUCAUCCAUUGCAGCGUCACUCGUCGACGUCAGCAAUCCGGGCGUCUUCAUCCGAGUGGCCGACCUCAACCUGCCGAACCACGAGAGCCUCAAUCCGGACUCGGUUGAAGCGGACUUGCCGCUGAAGGCUAAGCUGGCAAACAUUAGGGCUGCCGGUGCCGCAGCCAUGGGUCUAGAUCCAUCUAUUGAGAGCGUUCCCAAAAUUGUCCUUCUCUUCCCUCGCGACAACUUGUCUGGCGCCGAUUCGGACGUAGAUGUCCGCUGUCUGGCGUUGUCCAUGGGCCAGGCUCAUAAGGCUGUGCCCCUGACCUUGGCACUGUGCCUGGGCGCCUCGUGUCGUAUCCCCGACACCCUGGCGUAUCAACUCCUGCCAGAAACGAGGAGGAGCUCGCAGUCUGCUGUCGUCAUUGCUCAUCCCAGCGGCAGGGUCGAGAUUGGAACGACAAUGAGCGGCGAGGCCGGGAUCGCCUCGGCCGACCUUCUCCGUACCGCACGAGUACUCAUGCGCGGCCAGGUUUAUUAUUAA
This is a messenger RNA of Verticillium alfalfae VaMs.102, 1254 nucleotides long. Its product is annotated as methylitaconate delta2-delta3-isomerase. The transcript has a single exon. The record is from RefSeq and is a predicted model, not a curated record. Bases 1 to 1254 code for a protein of 417 amino acids. Lineage: Eukaryota; Fungi; Ascomycota; Sordariomycetes; Glomerellales; Plectosphaerellaceae.